AUGGUGCAGGAAGUGUGUGGUGAUUCUGGCCCCAACCGCCACUUCAUCAGCACCAAGGCUGGGCAGCGCAUUCCCAUUGGUAUGACUGGCCAAGUGGUCGCGCGCAGUGGGGAAGGAAACAAGGUGCUUCGAUGGAUGUUCCUUGCCUGGUGCAGGUGCAGAUUUUCCAGACCUCUUCGGCGCAUCAUCCCUUCUCGCGAAUUUAGUGAAGCUGCUGCUCUCCACCGCAGGCCCAGUCUUUUCUGUUUGACUUGCUCCAUCCAGGCCUCUACUCCGUAUCUCUCUUUCCACUUGCCGGCGCGCCUUUCCCUCGUGGGCCCAAGCGGCACUUCUCCUGGGUUUAAACCAUCCCCUUUUCUGUAG
Molecule: messenger RNA, 363 nt
Organism: Aspergillus costaricaensis CBS 115574
Lineage: Eukaryota; Fungi; Ascomycota; Eurotiomycetes; Eurotiales; Aspergillaceae
Exons: 5
Coding region: 1-363 (120 amino acids)
Source: RefSeq, a predicted model, not a curated record